GUUUGUUUGUCUCGGCAGCAGAGAAGGGGAAGUGCAGUUCCCGACAGUAUCGACAGGGCGCUGAAUCAUGGCACCUAUUGGAGGGACCCCGAAAAACAAGAAGGGUAUUCUUGAACGUCUAGAUGCUGGAGAAAUUGUGAUUGGUGAUGGAGGAUUUGUCUUUGCUCUCGAAAAGAGGGGAUAUGUGAAAGCUGGACCUUGGACUCCAGAAGCUGCACUAGAACACCCAGAAGCAGUUCGUCAGCUGCAUCGAGAAUUCCUCAGGGCUGGAUCAAAUGUUUUACAGACAUUCACCUUUUAUGCCAGUGAUGACAAAUUAGAAAACAGGGGGAACUAUGUAGCCGAUAAACAUUCUGGCAAGAAAGUAAACGAAGCAGCCUGUGAUAUUGCAAAAGAAGUGGCUCAAGAAGGGGAUGCUUUGGUGGCUGGAGGCGUCAGCCAAACCCCUUCAUACUUAAGCAGCAAGAGUGAAGCUGAAGUUAAAUCAAUCUUUCGAAAGCAGCUAGAGGUUUUUACCAAAAAGAAUGUGGACUUCUUAAUUGCAGAGUAUUUUGAACAUGUUGAAGAAGCUGUGUGGGCAGUUGAAACCUUAAAAGAAGCUGGGGUACCAGUUGCAGCAACUCUUUGUAUUGGUCCAGAAGGAGAUAUGCAUGGCAUAUUACCUGGAGAAUGUGCUGUCAAACUUGUAAAUGCUGGUGCUUCUAUUGUUGGAGUAAACUGCCAUUUUGAUCCAGCUACUUGCCUCAAAACUCUGAAACUCAUGAAGGAGGGCUUGGCAGCUGCUAAACUAAAAGCGCACCUGAUGUCACAGCCGCUUGCUUUUCAUACUCCGGACUGUGGGAAGCAGGGGUUCAUUGAUCUACCGGAAUUUCCUUUUGCUUUGGAGCCAAGAAUUCUAUCCAGAUGGGAUGUUCACAAAUAUGCAAGAGAGGCCUAUGAUUUGGGGAUUCGAUAUAUUGGAGGGUGCUGUGGGUUUGAACCAUAUCACAUCAGAGCAAUUGCAGAGGAGCUGGCCCCUGAAAGAGGAUUUUUACCACAAGCCUCUGAAAAACAUGGCAGCUGGGGGAGCGAAUUGAGCAUGCAUACCAAACCAUGGGUCAGAGCAAGGGCUAGGAAGGAAUACUGGGAGAAUCUGUUGCCUGCUUCAGGAAGACCAUAUUGCCCCUCACUGUCUAAGCCAGAUGCCUGGGGGGUGACCAAAGGGGAUGCUGAGUUGAUACAGCAGAAAGAAGCAACAUCUGAACAACAGCAGAAAGAACUCUUCAAAAGACAGAAAUUCAAACCCAGCACUGUAGCAUAGAUUAUUAGCAUUUUUGUCUAUGCAAAAGCAAGUAUGUCACUGUAUAAUUGACAACUCAGUGGAAAGAUCAGACAGAAUUUAUUAAUUACAAGUUGGAAGUAUAAUAAAUCUCAAAACACUUUUUAAAAAUGAAAAUGCGCCUAUGCUAUAUACUGCACUUUUAUUGAAUACUCCAACUUAUAUGCAGUACACACAUUUCAGAGAACAUUCAUCCUCCAAUCCUAUUGAAAUAAUUGAGAUUUAAUGCUUACAUGUAAAAUUGUCCAAUCCUAAGCAACUUUUCUCAAAAUUAAGUCUCACUGCAUUUAACAGAAUUUCCUUCCUAGUGAAUGUGUUUAGGAUUAAACCAAAGAACUUGGGUUAAUUGGAACUUUAUAUGGAUUGUGUCCAUUAUGUUAGAUGGAUAAGUUUUAUUUUCUAUUUUCCCCCCAUAAGCAUAGCACUCUUUAUGAAAGCUAAAAGAGAUGAAUACUUAUUUUGGAAAGAUACAUUUUUCUCAUGAUAGGAAUAGUUUAAAUCACUGCAAUUAUAUAAUUUUAAAAAAUAAAAUACUUCAGAUAAACAGCAGAUUAUUUUCAAAAUAUUUGUUGGUUUUAUUCUCCCAGGCUUGAGAUGCCAUUGUGAUCUCUAAAUGCAUAUUACAGGAGAUCAAAUUAAGCUAACAUUUAUUCAGCAUUCAA
Lacerta agilis (Sand lizard) is the source of this 1980-nucleotide messenger RNA. RefSeq names its product betaine--homocysteine S-methyltransferase 1. Lineage: Eukaryota; Metazoa; Chordata; Lepidosauria; Squamata; Lacertidae. The record is from RefSeq and is a predicted model, not a curated record. Bases 68 to 1300 code for a protein of 410 amino acids. The transcript is spliced from 8 exons. Gene Ontology annotation, molecular function: betaine-homocysteine S-methyltransferase activity; zinc ion binding.